Bacillus rossius redtenbacheri is the source of this 11138-nucleotide messenger RNA. RefSeq names its product protein seele (gene sel). The coding region runs from base 754 to 1311 and encodes 185 amino acids. The transcript has 4 exons. Lineage: Eukaryota; Metazoa; Arthropoda; Insecta; Phasmatodea; Bacillidae. The record is from RefSeq and is a predicted model, not a curated record. Gene Ontology annotation, cellular component: endoplasmic reticulum.
ACGUUAUGAAAUCCACUACUUUUGUCCACAGCAAUGUUUUUCACGAAGUUUUUUUUCUCCCCUCGUGAUGUAUUAAGCUUAAACAGUUUUAAAGUACGUUUGCAAAUUGAAUUAACAUUUCAUAAAUAUGACAGAGACUAGUUUUGCUGCCCAAUAAUCGCGUUCGUUUAUUGCGUUGUAGAAAACAAAAAUCUUAUUUUUUUUUAUGCGAUCUUACAACAUUUGCACAUGUGUUUAUAUCUGAUAGAUUUUUUAUUACCAGGAUUUUCGAUGAUCAUUUAUUUGUGCCCGUUGCAUUUAAAAACAAUGUAAACUUAUAAUAAUUAUUAUGCUUGUAUCCUGAUAGGUCGUGACAUGUUACUAGCGUUGUGUGUUUAAAGUACAAAUAAAUAUAUUAUGUAAGUAUUCGAUUUUUACUAAGAUUAUGCGUUACUCCUGAGUAUUGUCAAUAUUGUAGAAAUGUAAAAUAUCCGUUAGCCAAUGAUGGGACAUUAUGUGUAACGCUGACAUUUUUUUAUUGUUCUGUUGGCACUAUUAAUAUUUGGAAACGACCAAUAACAGGAAUCGAACGUGUACGUAUUUGCCGGACGCUGUAGGCUGUACACGUGUGUUCAGAUACUGACGUUGAUAAUUUUUUCUAGUUUCCUAUUUGUCGCGUCAGCGUAGUUAGUGUGCUUCUGUGCUUGUGAUUUGAAACGAUACCUACAAUUAGUGUGGAGAAACUGCAAUUAAUUUAUAUAGGGCGAAAUUAUAAUGAAUGUUUUAUAUUUUCUUUUAUUUGUGUUUGUAUCUGUCUCAGCUGACCAAUCAAAACAGUUGAGAUGUUUAGUGUGCCGACACGUUGUUGACGAAAUUGACAACAUAAUUCAAAAGGUGGACCCUAAAAAGAAAGUCUCUGUGGGUGGCUACAGGUUAGACUCUAAUGGCAACCAGAAGCAAAAGAGUGUGCCUUUCGCUCGCUCAGAGAUGCAUCUCACGGAAGUCAUGGAAACGGUGUGCGACAAGAUGGAUGACUACGUGCGGGGCACCUACAAGACUUCCGGGGAGCUGACCGUUCUGCGCCUCAUCACCGAGGAUGGCAAGAUGAACCCUUUGCUCAGCGAGGUGGACCUCAUCCAAGACUCCGACCUGAACAAGAGCCUGAAGUUCUACUGUGAAGGCAUAGUGGAAGAGUUUGAGGACAAUAUCUUGAGGCUUUUUGGGAAGGAUGCCAAAAACAUAGACAUCAAACUGUGCACGGAUGAAGCAGCAUUGUGUUCGCAGACGGAACCAGACGAUGACUACACUUUUGAAGAGAAGGAAGAGCUUUGAUGUUGACCAUCCUCUCGAUAGUUAGAACAAAUUAUUGUGAAACAUGGGCCUUACAAUAUGUAAGUCUCUUGUUAUUGUUCCUUUAUUUUUAUCACUUAUUUAUUUGACCAAGCAUUAUUUCUGUUUAGGAAUUACAGUCAUUUACAUGUCUAUGUCACAAAACAUUCCCACAUUUUUGGAAUAUGGGUAAACAAUGGUGAGGUAUUUUCACUCAGCAAAAUAAUUAUGAUCCCGUGAGUGGUUUUCUUUGCAUCUACAUUAGAAAAGUAUGUGAAUGUAAGGUUUUAUACAAACUAAAUGUAUUAAGUCAGAUUUAGGAUCAUUAUAGAACGUAGACUGCAAUUUUAAGUACUUAAUUUUCAAGUAAUUCAUUCCUAGUGUUUGUUGUGUCAUUUAUUUACAGCAUGAUGACCACAUGAACCUUUUCAUUGUAAAAUUUUUAUUCUAUACUCAUAUGAACAACUAUUUUUUUAUGAAUAUGUUAACAUACUAUUUCUCAGAACACUAUAUUUCACAUUUGUUUCAUUAUGUAAUGUUGAAUGUCGGUGAUGUUUCAAUAAAGUAUUUCAUUUGUUCAUACUCACAAAUGAAAAUUGUAACCAGUUAUAAGUAUUACAGGUCAACAGAUUUUAGUGUGACAGUGGUCAUAAAGCAUUAACAUUCCUUUGCUGAUGUCAGAGAACUAUGUAUUUCAAUUGUACUAAAUACAUAGGGUCCAUGAAUUUGUUAUGUUUGCUCAACUAUCUUUAAUUUUUAAAAUAUAGUCUGUUUAUAUCAAUGACUCACAUUGUGUUUUUUGAAACCAGAAAAACGUGGUUCAGUGUGGAUUGAAUAUUUUUAUUACAAGCAGAAAUAUGGGUUAAAAUAUAUUUUAUAGUGUAAUUAAAUUAUUUGCAUUGAAAAAUAUUACUAGAAUUUUUUUAAAGCUAUGUUAACUGGCUAAUUUUUACUGUCAUAGUGUGUGUAUAGCCUAUAUGUUAGCAUGUUAGAAGUGGGAGUUUAAAGGAAAUUUUAAUAAAAUUUACAUUAUAUUUCAAAAUGUAAAAAUUGUGUGAUACUCAAGAGACAAGUCUUUGUACUAUUGCAUUGAUGACUUAAAAAUUAGCCUUAAUGGACACAUGUACUUUGAAGGGCAUAAAUAUUGCAGAACCCUUCGAAUAAUGUUUUAUGAGGUCAUACUGCAUAGUAUGAUUAAAAUAUUUUUCUGUGGGUAAAGAAACACAUGCUGCUUGCUUCUUGUGCUUCCAUAGUUGUUCUCAAGCGAGAUCUGGCUUACGGCUCAAUUACGGCACCAUGUUGGUUAUUUCAUUUCUUUGUCAUUACUGUUAUUUAAGGACUGUUCCUGUAAAAUUUUCGUAAUAUCUCUUUUGACUUAGUUUUUAGUCGUAAGUGAGCAUAAUGUCUAACAAUUUUUAAAACUAGUUUUAUGUGCUGCUUUGUAAAAUUUAAAACUUUUAACAAAAAAAAAAUCCUUUUUCAAUUUUUUAAAAUUUUUAAUACUACUGUAAUGAACAAGAUUCCACAUUUGAUUAGAAUGUUAAGUGUUUUGGCUUGCAAAAAAAUAAUUUUCAUCCCAUUGUCCCAUCUCUGACUUUGCUGUCGAUAAGAAGUCAUUGAGUACAAAUAAAAAUAAUUAAAGAAUAGAAAAAAAUGUUCCAAAGUAUAUGGUACAAAUUUUGGUUUUAAUAGUUUUGCAUACUUAAAAUGUAAUAAUAUGCAAUGUUGAGAAGAAUACUGUAUAAUUGUGAAAGUAUUCAAUUACAAGUUCCAAAAAUUCUUGUAACAUUUUAGCUGUAUCAAAGUAUCAUUGUUAGAAAAUUUAUUAGCAAAGUAUCUAUCACCUACUAUUGCUUUUUCAUAUUGUAUUUAUAAAUAUGAACCUAUUUUUUUUUAAAUCAAUAGAUUUUUACUGUUGAUAGUAUUACAUGUUAUUUAAAAAAAAAAGUUGUAGAAAAUAAUUUUAAAGCCUAAAGCAUCCAAAAAAAAUUGCCUUAGAUGUAUUUUUAGUGAAAAUUUUAAAAUUAUAAUUUUAUUUUGUAUGCCAUACAAAAUGUAUCAUUCAUAGUUUGUAGUUGAUACUGUAAAAGUGAUGCCUACAUGUGACUCUAAACAAUUUAUCUAAUAUACUACGUACUACCACACUGCAAGUGAAAUACAGACAUUGUAGAAGGCAAGCAAAAACCUCCAAAAAGAGCUGUUGUUCCAAAACAUUUUCCACUUUUGUACUGCUUGUAUUUCAGUAUCUUAAUGAUUUUAUAGUCAUCACAGAACUUGGUUUUAUCACCAAAAUUGUAAUUGUAUGUUACUAAUAUCAUUAUCUAUCUAUAUGCAGUGAUCUGUUGUGGAACAAAUAUGUUGGCACUCUGUCCCUAUUUUGAAUUUAUUGAUUACAACUUUGCCUAUGCAAUUGAAUAUUCUCGUAGUAGCAUUCAUUUUCCCCCAGUUCAUUAAUUCAGUUUCUUCCAACUAGCAAACACCUAUGCCUAUAUUCCAGAAGGAACUUUCUUUUGACAUCGUACCUUCUGGCACCAUACUGCCCUAGAAGUAGCUGGCUUCGCUGGCAGGACAUCCCAGCUUCAGUCCUUUCUCUUUGUGUGUUUGGCAGCAGUUUUCAGCAGAUCAUGACCCAUUGUGGAACACGGCUCGUAGAGUGCCAUCAAUUUUUGUAGCAUUGUAAGAUGUAACCUUGUGGUAGUUAUAAUUCGUCAUAAAUACUUUUUUUAAUUUUCAACCUCUACAUGACCCUAAGUUACCUGAGCUUAACUCACCAGUUUUAAAAAGCCACAUGGACUGCUGACGAAAAUAUGUUAGUGUGUUUUAUGCAAAUCCUCUUAUGUGGGUACGGCUUUGAAUUGUCUGAUCAAAUGUGUGUAAUGAGCAUAUUGCAAUAAAAGCACAAAAGUGUUUGCAGCAUGCCAGUGGUUGACAGUAGUUUCAUCAUAUUGAUGCAAAUUUUGUGCAUCUGCAACUGUCAGUUGUAUCACAGGCGACACAUGCUCCUGAUAAGCCUUGGGGAAAUGGUUACCCCGUUUCAUCCCGAUUAGGAGGCGGUAAAGGACAGGCUAUGCCGACAGGCCAAGGACACCCAUCCCGGCAUCGGUACCACCCAUACCCAUUCAGUUGACUACAAGUUGGAGCAAGUGGAUUCCCCACAUGAGCUACUGAGUAGCACCUAUCCCAGUGGGACUCCUCAAUCACGCAGACUGCCCGCGGUCUGGCCUAGGACCUAUCCAACAUCUACUAGCUAUCUAGGCGUCCAACCUUCCAUGGGUCGGGGCAUCCCUCCGUUUGUCCUCCCAGUGGGAGCAUCUUUGCCAGUGCGAGUUCAGCCUCACUCACCUGAGGCUGUAAGCAAACCUCAGCAGGGACCCAUGGUCAGUCCUUACCAACUUUUGAGGCACUAGUAGGCAUUCCAGGCCGGUAGCUCCUAUUAGAGUUCUGCAGCAGCCUGUGGUUUCAUAGAGCAACUCGGCAAGCGUCGAAUCUUCACAGACACAGCUAGCAACUCAUUGAGGGUUCAGUGUAAUUUAUGUGUUUUUAACAGACGCCAUCAUGUGUGGUGUGCCACACUGGAUCAGUGACCCUAGAAUCUGGUUGGUUUAGGCUAGCCUGGUGUCCCUCGGAUACUCGGAAAGUCGCGGCACCAGGAACAACACAAGAUGCACCCUGGGAAUGUAACACAAGAUUGUGGACCAUGGUGCUUUAACUUGUGUAUCCUUGAACUUUCAACUUGAAAAUCCAAAUUCAUUAUCAAAAAAAUAUGGCGAUGAGCCGUUAGUAUUUUUACAGUGUAUAUGUUUAGCGGUUUAUUUCCAUCGUCUCAGUUUUUAUCUGCUCAAUGGUCUUAUUCAGUUAGAAAAAAUUUUGUUCUUUUGCAUGCACUGGUAUGUUGUAACACGGUUCAAUGAAUGUCAGAACAUGAUAUUAAAAAUGCUACUUCGACAGUAAAUAUCACUUCUAACAUUUUUUGUAGAGAAAGUCUUUGACUUCUGCAACAUAUUGUUCUCUUGGUUUGUAAUGUUUAAUCAGUUCAUCGUAAAUUUCACAAAACAAUGUAACAUGACCAGCUAUUCAAUACAUAAUGUACUUUGAUUAGCAAUUAUUUCUUCUCAGGACUAAAUCCAGCAGGAAUCACAGUUUAUUCUGCAGUAUUUAGCUUGUGAAAUUAUCGCUUUAAAAGCAGUGUUAUGAUACAGAUGAAACUGCUGAAUUGAUUGGAGCUCAGUAAUGGUCUGUAUCAUAUCAUCAGUAGUUGAUAUAUAAAACAGUAUUCUAAGAAAUCAGUAUAUGGACACUCUUCACGGUGCCAGUAUGAAAGUUAUUUUUUUACAAACAUUUAUCAUAAAAGCAUAAACACUUUAUAAUAAGGUCCAAGAACCGGCAUUUAUCAGAGGUUGUGGUAUUGGUACUAUGUAAUAGGCCGUAUUAAGUCUUCUUUUUUUUUCUCAGAGCUCCACUAAACACCAACAAUGCAGUAUGAAGACCACUCUACAUCUAGUCUUGCACAUAUGCCAUCCCUGUUUAUGGAUUGUUUUGAAACAGCUACUUUUAAAUGUAAUUAUGUAACUUUGAAAAAAAAAAAUCUUAUUACAGUGUCAUUAUUAAAUAAUUUGACAGUGUGCUGUAAUUUUUUUUUACUUUAAGCAAGUUGUAAAUUUGUCAAAAAGCUUUAUUUAUUUAAAAAUUUCAAAUAAAUAACACGUGUUUGAAGACCUGAUAAUAUAGCUAUUAAUUUGUGUACGUAAACAUCACAAUGUGACUUCUGUAACGCAUUUAUAAAAUAGGUACUGAUGUUAUUCUGUUUUUGAGAUGAGAUAAUUUGCCUCUGCUACAAUCUAGCUUAAGGCUGAUACAUGUUAUGGCAAUUGUAAGUCUGCAAACGUAAUGAACUGUUAAAAUGAAGUUUCAUACAUUUUGAAUAUUAUUUUAGAUUUAAAUUUCAUUUUAUUCCUAUUGUACGUGUAAAUAUUUAUAGUUAUUUAAUAUUUAAUGGGAAAAAAAAAUGCUAGUGAUUGUGCUGCUCUAUUGUCAACUACGAACAAACUACGAACUUUGCCUUUCUGUUAUAAAAGGAAAUGUUUUAAUUGACAAAUGUGUAUUCAGGUGCUAAAUCAACAUCAAAGAAAACAAAACCGGACUCCAUCACCAAUACUUGGAAAAUUCAGUACACCAGCAAAAAACAUUUUAAUUACAAAUAGCGUACCAAAACUAAAUUAAAAGAUUUUAUGAAUGAAAUACUUUGUACUAUUGUUAUUAUUGCAGUUUUCAGUUCACAUUUACCAUUAAAAAAAUCUAAUUUGAUAUACAUUCUUCUACUGAAAGUUUCAACAAUCUGAAAAAAAUAUAGAAGUUAUAUGUUAUCAUUGGCAUAAUAAAUUGAAUAUACACCAGCCCCUCGAAGUAACUAUCUAAUUCGUUCCAGGAAAAUAGAGCGGUAAUCAAAACAGCGCUAAUCAAAUACAUUUUUGCCAUAAGAGUACAUGUUAUUCAUAAUAAUUGGUUCUCCCGCCACUGAAAUCCAUUUACUAUUCCUUAUAUGACAUUUAUGUUUUUUAAAUGUACGUAUUUACAUACUGUUAACACAUCUAAAUACAAUUUAAGAAAAAAUAUAAAUGUAUAAAUUGCAUUUAAAGUUCAAAUAACCUAAAAAAAUUACUAUAUUUAAAUCACAGGCGGCAUAAUGGAACUGUACAUAGCCUACUAACUUCAUAUUUCCUUACGAAGCAUGACUAGGAGUCAGCACAGCCUGUCAUGCAAGAUGUAAACUAGCCUCGAAAGCUUCCGGCAUUUCCCACUAGAGCUGCUACUGAGUUGCAAGACGGCGUAGUAUGUAUAAACAUUACCUAAACACACACGUAGGCGUCGGAAAAUGUAUUUACGAAAUAUUAUUUACUGUGCAAUUUUAAUUAGGCUUAGGUGUUGUUGGUGCGAGCGGUGGUUGACGAGUCCUGCUGGUUACUGGGUCUGCCGGUGGUAGGCGGGUCGGGGAGCGGCACCCAGUUGUCCCUCUGCCCCCGUCCCCGCGUUUCCCGCCUGCGACGUGUUGCCUUCGCGCGCCUCCUCCCACGCGGCUCUGGUGGGGCACAGGCGAUGCCAAUGGUAUGCCUCCGAGCAAAACCGGCACCGCGGCGGGCGCUCAUCCUUCUCCUGCGUUCCUGUUGGCCUUUUUACUGUCCUUCCCUGACGUCCCCCUUCUGCUGCAAACUUCUCUGGCCGUCCCCUGGCGCCACCUCGGUUGGUCGUCUUCCGUGGUCCCGCGCCGUCGGCGCACCUCACCACGGCCAUGUCAUUGUCCGUGACUUCCGUGACGGUGCCCCCCUCGAUCCUGAGCGGGCCUGGGAAACUCGCGUGCCCCUGAGUGCCGUUCUCCACUGCAACAUGUCGCGCUCAAUUACGCGGGCGAGAGCCACGAACUCCUCUGUGUCUCGUCCGGCGGCUGUCCUCAUGAAUGGGCGGAACUCUGGUAACAACUGUUCAACAAUGGUCGGUAACGCCGCACUCACGUCCCCACUUGUUCCCAACCGUCAGAACAUGCGCAGCUUUUCAUAGAUAAACUGUUCCGCGCUCUCGUCUUCGUCCUGAUUCCAGCAAUAGAAAGUCCGCAGACACAUCGCACGUGCCUGAUCGUUGUCGAAUCUAGUCUCGACUUGACGUACAAAAUCCCCAAUCGGUAUCAAAACUCCCGGCCAUUGACCACCAGUUUCUUGCCUCGCCGCGGAGCUGUCCCGCCACUCGCGACGCCCACUCUGCCAGUCGCACUUCGUACAGCCUCAGGAGGUGCUCGCACUCCCGCAGAAACUCCCGCGGGUCCUCAUUGUCACUCCCCGAGAACACUGGCAACUCGAACUGCGCAUUCACGUAUCGCACUACCGGUCCCUCAACGUCCGCGGGCCCGUCGCUCUCUUCCCGCUUGCAGCUGUUGUCUGUGCUGUCCAUGCCGUCUGCGCUCCCAGCUACACCACUGAACCCGCACACUACGUUUUUAACAUCAAAUUUCCCAGAGUCCUCUCUCCCGUACAUCUCUGUCUCGAAACUGAUCAGAUUGUCUGUGUCCUGUUCUGUCUGUUUCCACGCCAUCCUACACGCCGGCACUACUGAUCCGGGACGUAAUCGUAAUCUCCCCAGUAAUACAGUCUGUGCCUUCCCGUAGCGUUAUCUUGCGCAGGUGAUCCCGCUGCGUCGCCGUCUUGGAUUCCUGUCGCUCCCACGUCGCGUUAUCUCUCCCUGAAAUGUCUCGGGUUCGCGCCGUUCCCGUGCUGCGAUAUCUCUUGCCGACGUCUCAGGUAUGCGCCUUCCCGCCCCGCGUUAUCUUGCGCCGGCGCGACGUCUCGGGUUUGCGUCGCUCUCACGCCGCGCGGCUGCACCUGCCUCCGUGCUGUCUGCGUGAGCUUACGUGCGUUCGUGUGUGUUUACGUGCAUUCGUGUGUGUUUACGUGCGUUCGUGUGCGUUUACGGCCACACUAGUUGGGCGUCAUAUGACAUCCCUCGGUCUAUGGUCCCUAAGUCCCUGUUGUGAAUUGUCCUGAGACUCGCUCUGGUUUGCCCGCGUAGCUCCAGUCGGAGAGAGAGUGGAGUUCAGGCCAACGUGGGCGGGACCAGGAGGGAAAUUUACAUAGGUAGAAGGAAUGGUAGAUGGUAGCAAGGAGAAGAUGAUGCUGUCCGUUUUCACGAGCUCCUUUAUUCCGUGAAGAAUCCUGUCGCAGCCUGGCCGGCACGUGGCGGAACGAGCGUCCUCCUCUGCCGCAACCCGGACUCCCGGAAAUAAACUCUUGGCAACAAAAUGUGACCCGGUAUGACAGUGAAUGCAGUCCCGUAGCGAAUCGUACCGGUUACGAAAGUUUAGCAGUGCUAUGUAGCACGUACGCGACCUGUCACGUAUGCGGAGAUAGUUCUGUGACGAAACUUACUGACUCAGAAAUUUUGGCAGUUCGAAGUAGCACAUACGCUGCCUGUUACGUAUGCGGAGAUAGUUCUGUAACGAUACGUACUGACUAGGAAAGUUCAGCGGUGCAACGAAUUCUGACACAGUGCAACUCAAUUGCAGAGGCAGUCCCGUAACGCUUAUACUGAUGGCGAAUACGAAGCUGUGCUACACGCGUCUGCUCGUCUCCGAGUCUGGCUAGCCACUGGCCCCCUCCGCCCGUCCGCGCGCCGGGGCUCGCGGUCUGCGGAGGAGGGGAGGGGAAAUAGGCAGGCGUGGGAUAGGCUCGUCUUGCGGCGAGCCAGGCUGCGGUUACAUUACUAAACAUAACACUUGAAAAAAUCACAUAAUUAUUAAGAAAUGACAUGACAAGUAAUUGAAUGGCAAUUGAUAAAACGAAAACACAAAUUAAUUAAUUAGUUACGAAUUAAUGAAAAGUGAAGUAUUUGUACAAUAUUUAGGCACACUAUUUAAGGCGUGAGAUUUCUGUUACGUUUCAAACAAUACAAUUUUGGAGGCUCGUGAUCACUUAAAAAAUGUACAUAAAAAGUAUAACUAUUUACAACACAAUGAUGUCUACUGACGUGCUAGGGCGCACGCGGGUGCGUCCCUGAUCGUAACACUUCACUGACGGUGCACAUGGGGAACAUACCUCCCUUAGGCCCACGUCGGUGGACGGGUACGGCCUCUACAUCUAGGAGGGCAUGACGACUGCCGUCAUGCGAUGGAAGCGAAUAACUAUUACAUAAAACGGUGAUAUCUUUUUUUGAUUCGUCAUAAUGUUUAUGUUACACAAGUGCCGUCUUAUUUUUAAUUUGUUGCAUUUUGUUUGUUACAUUGUGCACGUAUGAAAAUAAAAUAAAUUAUGUGGACGAGAAAGAGCGCUACUUCGAAUAUAUGACCGCGCUACUUCAAAUCAUGCCCUAAUUAAUUGGCGUCGUUACUUCAAAACAGCGCUAUUCGAACAACGUUACUUCGAGGGGCUGGUGUACUAUGAAUGGGUUAGAGGAUGAACAAUUAUAUGAACACAAAAUGUAUUAUCCUCAGAAUUAAUGCAAACAGUUGAACAGUACCAUUUAUUACUAUAAAAAGAUUUCACUGAAAUUUUUUUUAUUAAAUAAAGAUACUUUGCAACACUGGAAAAAAUUUAUAUUUCUACAUUUACGUACUUAUUCUAAACAUUUUAUGUCCUAAAAAAAUUUGCAGAUACACUAAAGAACAGAUUUGCAACAGAUUUUUUUUUGCUUUUUGAGGAUCCUGAAAGCACUGUCUAACUCAAAAUAAUAGAAAAAUUAUAACUUUUGCUCAUUGCUUUUAUAAUAUUAUAGUUUUCAGGAAUCCAGUUAUGUAGAAGAAAUUGUUGAACCUUUGUACACAAAUGAUUGAUAGUGACAACUUACACAACGAAACUAAAGUGACACGCUUAUUUUUGUCUACAUUAGUACAUACAUAGUUAUUACAUUUACUAGCAAGAUUCUUUUUUUCACUGUAUCUUAAGAAAUAGCCUUUUUUUUUUAAUUGCAAAUUAGUGUGGUUAUUUACUUAGUAUUAAUAAUUUAUGUAUUUACUGUGGUUCAUAAAAAUUUAUCUAAUCACUUAAUACAUAAAUUGCUACUUACAUUUCUGUCAUUUUUUGUGAAAAUUUUUUUAUGACUUUUAUUUCUGCAAUAUGCAGUUUGUACAUCAUUCUGCCAAGAAAAAAUGAGGUUUACAAAUACAUAUCAAAUAUGCUGUUUACUUAUUACAUAUGUACAUUUCUCAAUUGUUAUUUUUAUCUGUAUACUAUUUAAAUGGUGUUAAAGUAAUUAGAGUAUUGCUAUUUAUUGGAUUGUCUUCCAUUGUUGUACUAUGAAAAUUGUUUUUGCUGUUAUCUUUUAAAAGUAUUUGUAAAUAAAAUGGCAAUAUA